CCCAUCCCUUGGAAAUUUAUCUCGACGGUGGAUGGCGACCAAUCAUGAUGGAAUCAUGGCACUUAUCCGAUAUUUGAUGUUUUCCCUAAUUUGGCCUAAGUAGGUGGCUCAAUUGGCCAAGGAAUUCCAACUUAUAGAAGCCUCUUAGCAAGAAGGGGAUUUCCCUCUACCUCGGUCAAAUUGGCAUAAUAAUAAGUAAAACCAAGCAAAACUCAAUCAUUCAUGAAUAAUACCUCAAAUAUUAUAUACAACAUUCAAUCAACACACAUAGAGUCAUGUUCUUACAUCCUAACGCACAUCUAGACUAGGGUUCACAAUACCCAAGUGAGAAGACUCUACUUCAUAGCUAGGCAAAGGAAAAAAACAAAGAUGAAAGAAAGAACCAUGGUGGAUGCUUGUCUUCCCUCCUUGUUGAUGAGAAUUCCAUUGAGAGGUCAGAAUCUUCACUUCUCUAGCUUGAAAUAAGCCCAAAUCUUCUUCUUCUCUCCUCGUUGAUCAUUUUCUCUCUCUAGAUUUCGAAGAAGAAGACCUUUCUCUCUAGGGUUUCACCUUGGGGUUUUCUUCAGCUGGAACCUAGAAGGGAACCCCGAAAAUCUAAACCUAACCCAAGAUCCAACCUCUUUUUCUCUCUCCCAUCAGCCUUCUAUUUAUUCAGCCCGACGAUCACUUUCACGGUCUGCGCUUGACGGGGUGACAUUGGAGCUCAAAUCGUGAUGUUGGACAAAAAUGUAGGUCAGUGGCGCCAUUUUGGUCCGACAUCACGGUCACUGGAAAAUAAUCACGGUCAGGUGACCGUGAUAAUCUUCUGGCCCGCGAGGUGGAAAUACCUCCAUGUUCCUAGCGAAGGUGGAAAAUCUUCUUCCGCUUUUUGACCUCCAAUGGUCCUAAAACUCAUCCUCGACCUUCCCACACGCUCUAGGAUCUAAAAUGUAUAAAAAAUAGUACACCUAAGCGUAAAAUAGGUCGAGGGACGAUGAAAUACAAAGCCAAACUAUCAAGAAAUGAGGGUAAAAUGUGUACAAUUGGACCCAAAUCAGGAAUCCCGCAAAGAGAAAUUUUACAAUUCUAUAUAGUAUUGGUGCUAUAGGUUUUUGCCUUUAUGGUACAACUUAAAAUUGUACACUUACGUUAUGGUACAACUUUACAUUGUACCUAUACUUUUUGUACAAAAUCUCUUAUGGUACAACUUGAACUUGUACCUUUAUGUGAUGGUACAACUUCAAGUUGUAAAGUUGUACCAUAACAUAAUUAUACAAAUUGCUUUAUGGUACAACCUAAACUUAUACAUUUAAUGUUAUGGUACAACUUUGAGUUGUACAUUAAAGCACCAAUGCUAUAUAGCAUAGUAGAAGUGCUCUCCCGCAAAACUAAGAGUUCAAUAAUGAAGGGAUUAGAGAUAAAAUCAUUGAAGUGGCCGAAAGAGAAAUCAAUCGACCAAUUCUCCAAGAAACCAACAAAACCAAUAGCUCCAACAACUGAAUCCAUAAUGGAGCCAUCAAAAUGGAUGAUAGCAGCAACGAGGGGAGUAGACGGGACCCAAGACUGCAACCAAUGCUAGGGCCAAAAUGGGAGGAGCGUGUGUGCAUCAGCUACUUGUGUGGAGGUCCAUUAAGAUAAUUCGACCUCCAUUUGACAUAGCAAAGUAGUUGGGAGAAAUUGAAUAUCUUCAUAGGUUGUUGAACAUUGACCUUCCAAAUUCUCCAAUUAAAAAAGAUGAGUUGACCAACAGUAGCUUUGGGGAUGCAUUCACCAAAGAAAAACCAACGUCAACUCACAACCACACGAGAAUUUGAAACCUUAAAUGCAAAUGAUUAAGUUCAACCAAGCUACUUGCUAGUUGAGGAAGGUAUCCAAGAGGACUUUAGGGCCAGUAGAGCAAACAAGGCAGGCAAAAGCCGACACAUCAUCGUCAAUUAGUUAUUUGUCACAGAGGACAUCUUCCAAAAGGAGAAAGCCUUUAAUCAAAUGCCACAUGAAUUUUCAGGUAGAGGUAUCGAAGAUGAUGGGGAUAGUUGAUAAAUUGCGAGUAAAAUCUUUUAAAGCUAACAUGUAAUCUGAUUUGAGUGUAUACUAUUCGAAUUUAUCAUAGUGUCAUGUAAAGCAAUUCGUUGUCCGAAAGAUGGGAGAGGAAUACUACUUAUGUGCUUGAAGUAUCUUUAUCAUAGAGAGAACAAUUGAGUUGCACCUUUCAAGACCCAGUAACGUGAUCUAUGAGAGAGGAAAUAUGAGGUGACAAUGGGGAAGAAUUUUAUACCACCAGUGGACGAGAGGGCAUAUUGUGGGAAGCCAUUUUAUCUUCAGCUAUGUGUACGGAAUUGGCCAAAUUUACGACCAGAGGAAGUGGUAGGAGUCAUUUGCAUAGAACACAUGGGAGAGCACAUGGUAAUGUAGACGAAUUUUAAGACUAUUAAGAAAUUUAGUAUGAAUAUCUUGGUUAAACAAAGCAUAAGGGGGUAUAUGAAGGCCAUGUUGCUCGUGGAAACAUCCAUAAGGAGAGCCAUUGAUGAGAGAAAAUUAUAUGGAUUAUACACACGCCCAUAUACAUUUAACCUAAAAGUAGGGAAAAAAACAAGUCUCUUCGUGACUACAAAUAAAAACUCCCAUUUGAGUUGAUCAUAUGCCUUUUUUGUAUUGACUCGCUCUAAACUACAGUCUCGAUCAAUGGCCAAGUAUAUCCAAAGACUUGGUGCAAGUAAGUUAUAAAAUAUUAAAUCCAUGAGUCUCUAGGUGUACUACUACUUUGGUUUGGUUUGUUAUCUAGCAAAACAUAUUUAUUCUUAAAGAACUAAAAUACUCUACAAGCUAUCCUAAGACUAAUCUAAUAACACGAAUUAAUGAUUGACGAUUCUCUAACUUAAUUCACUCUUCAUUCAUAAUGUAGAGAGUCUUUGACUAUACCUUGAAUCUCAACUAAAGAAAUCAAGAUCCUCUUGAAUCGAUUUCUCAAAGGGACAUAUGCUUCUUUAAUACAACAUAUCAAAGUGUUCUACACUAGACUCCCUCUAAUGGGUGAGGUUCUCACACUGUACAAAGCAAUGAAUUGACUAACUAUCAUGUUAUCAAUCCAAUACUUCCAAUCCAUGGUGUUAUAUUGACCUAAUAAGGUAUUUCCUCUCAUAGAGUCAAAGCAGAAUCAAUAAUCUCGAUUAAAGCAUAAUUGAAUCAUGAAAUCAAUCAUACAUAUGAACUAAUAAAAUAUCAAGAUACAA
This is a messenger RNA of Linum trigynum, 3209 nucleotides long. The record is from the annotation of a GenBank genome assembly. NCBI's taxonomy places the organism in Eukaryota, Viridiplantae, Streptophyta, Magnoliopsida, Malpighiales, Linaceae.